GUCAUUGUACUAUAUAAGGCUCAUUUGAGGACCGCAACUGUGCCUAGCUCCGAAGUUAGCAAUUGAGUUCUCUUCCUAGCAAAGAGAUCGCUGCCUUCAGUGUUGCCAUAGCUUUCUAAGUUCACACCAGGCUUGGUAUCCGAUUCAGCAACAAACAAACACUAGCAAUGAGCAUGUCGAUGCUGAGACUAGUUGUAGGAGUUUGCUUGGCUUGCUUCGUGCAACCGAAACCGUCGCUAAUCAAUCAGUGCAUACGAUUGAAACAAAUUUACAGACAAAUCCCUCCUACGAUACAAACUGUUGAAAAUGAAAUGUGCGAUAGUCCAUUGAAUGUUAUGCCAUGCGAACUGAUGGGAAAGCUGUCACUCGAAUACACUCGACAAAAGAUUAUGGAACUCCGAAUGAAGAGCAAUUGUCUCGGUUUGGAAAACAGCUCAGAGGCUGCCAGUCAAGAUGAAAAAUGUGCAAUUCUUGAAAGCCUUCCUCAGCAAUCUGUGAAACUAGCAACGAAAAUCUUCGCCAACACGCCGGAAAGACAACUAUCGCAGAAAUUCGCGUCGGCCGUUUCGAGAGCCCUGUUCACUCUGACCUAUCCGGCCUAUACGGAUCUCGGCUGCACUGAUCAGACGAAAGCUUGACCUCGCUUUCCAAAGAAUAUUAUCCUUUCUAUAGGCUUUAAUUUGUAGUGAUCUCUUCUUGCAUUCAGGUGUUCUCGCUUUUUGUUACCUAGUCAUGGCAGAUAUUCAAAAACAUUGUUUCACCAAGGUAUACUGUACAUUUAUUCGUACAUAAACAUACAUAAAUAU
Cylicocyclus nassatus is the source of this 806-nucleotide messenger RNA. Lineage: Eukaryota; Metazoa; Nematoda; Chromadorea; Rhabditida; Strongylidae. The record is from the annotation of a GenBank genome assembly.